This is a messenger RNA of Lactuca saligna, 2118 nucleotides long. The record is from the annotation of a GenBank genome assembly. NCBI's taxonomy places the organism in Eukaryota, Viridiplantae, Streptophyta, Magnoliopsida, Asterales, Asteraceae.
AUAACAUUUUAUCGAUUAUAUUCUUAACAGACGUAUACAAAUGUGUCACCAUUGCAAAUCAAUAGAAACUUUUAGACCAAUUCUCUACCUAUUCAUUUUGUUUUGUUGUAUACAAACAAAUUAUGCCGGCCGAAUUUCUUAGGAAUGAAAGUCUCAUUUGCUUUGUGCUUAUUGUUCGUGCUUCACAUCGCCAUUAAUCUCCAAUCCUGGCCACCACACCUCGUCACUAUCACUAUCCACUGUUUCUUGAUUCCUCCCAUCAUCACACAAUUAAAAAAACUCAUCUACUUUUCUACAAAUUCUCUCAUUUAAAAUGUACCCAAACUCCAUCCUCGACGAAACCCAGUUCCUAGAAUAUAAACCCAUUGAAGGGUAUGAUUAUGAACAGUUGAACAAUCAGUUUCCGGCGCCGGAAAUAGAGAACCAGCCAGUCGACGAAGAACUCCCUGCGUUAGAAGACGUAAACAACACCAUUAAUCAGUUUGAUGCGCAGCGAUUGUCAGUCCAGGUUCCAGAUCUCGAUAACCAUGAUCAGACACCGUUCUUGAUACCGGAAUUCGACCAAUUAACGAAGAGGAUUGCAAAUUCAAAGUUAAAGUCAAAAUCAGCGUACCCCGAUCUGAAUUCUCCGGCGUCUCAACAGCUCCUGAGUUGUUCCCGGAGCAAAUUUAAGCGUUUACCAGACGAAAUUGUACCGGAUUGUGCCGGGAAACUGUCGACGGUGGAAAUCAUCGAACUGGCAGCGGAGAAGUUUAUAAAAUUUUCAACUCAACAGGUCAAUGGAUACACCAUGUUCACUCAUCCGUACGGGUCGUCGGCGUUCUCGAGCUUAUCGAUAGACGAGACCAGGGAGGUGGAGCUUGUUUUCCAGCUUUUGAAGGCCGCCGAGAAUGUUGGCUGGAAGCAGUUUGAUGUUGCCAGCAAAUUCAUAACACGGUGUGGUUGGGUGGCUUGCCACAGCGGCUCUCCCGUUGAACGGCUGGUGUAUCACUUAUGUGAAGCACUGCAGAAAAGAAUCGGAAAAGAAAUCGGUAUACCCGUUGCUACCAAACUAGAAAAACAGGGUCUAAAGAAUGAAAAUCCUAUGGCAAUAGGAACGAAUAUGACAUUCUUGGCCGUUUAUCAAGCCCUUCCAUUCAAUCAAGUAUUGCAUUUCACAGGCAUACAAGCAAUCAUCGAUCAAGUUGGGACAUCAAAUCAAGUACAUUUGAUCGACAUCCAUAUUAGGAGCGGUGUACAAUGGACACUUAUGAUGCAAGCAUUGGCAAACCAAAGUUCACAAAUCCAGCUUUUGAAACUUACUGCCUUUGCAACAACCUCAGAUGUCCAAGAAGUCGCGGAAACUGGAAAAAGAUUGGAGAGUUUUGCAACAACUUUAAGUUUGCCAUUCUCUUUUAAAAUGUUGGUGCUAUCGGACAUCACCGAGGUGGAAAAAAACCAGUUUGAGGUCGAGGAUGGAGAAGUAAUAGCAGUCUAUUGUCAUAUGAUUCUAAGAACAAUGAUUUUGAAGCCCCAAAGAUUGGAAAAUAUGAUGAGAGCUAUCAAAACGAUCAACCCUUCGAUUGUAGUUAUAGCUGAGGUUGAAGCCAACCAUACGUCAACUUCUUUUGUUAAGCGGUUUACAGAGACGUUAUUCUUCUAUGGUGCUUAUUUUGAUUGCUUGGAAGCGUGUAUGAGUGGAGAUAAUGUUCAUAGAUCGGUGAUGGAAGGUGUUCAUUUUGCUGAUGGGAUACAAAACAUAGUGGCGUCCGAGGGUGAUGAGCGGAUGAGUAGGAGUGUGAAGAUGGAUACAUGGAAGUCAUUUUUUGCAAGGUUUGGGAUGGUGGAGAUUGAGUUAAGUGAUUCGUGUCUUUAUCAGGCACAACUUGUGUUGCAACGGUUUUCAUGUGCAAAUUAUUGCAUGCUUGAGAAUAAUGGCAAGUGUUUAAUUGUUGGGUGGAAAGGAACUCCAUUGCAUUCUCUUUCGACAUGGAAGUUCAUUUAGUAAUGAUGGAUUGUUGUAAUACUUUUGGUUUCCUAAGACUAUGACUAUUUUAGGGACAUUUAGAUGGUAGAACAAUGUUAAUAAGAUAAAAUUUGCAAUAUUUGAUUAUUUGUCCCCCGUAAAUAUUAAACAAG